UUGUCUCCCACUACGUUGUAACGGAGUAUAUGAUGUCAUCUACUCUCGUUGAGACAGUGUCCAUUAAUUACGAUGAUUUCAAUGACAGCUUCCUGACAUGUGGGACAUGUCUGUGUGUAUAUGACCACCUCGAGUGCUCCCCCAAACUCCUCCCGUGCUCCCACACUGUGUGUAAAAGCUGUCUGCAGCGUAUUGUUGAGGCACAACUCACAGACACAGGCUAUUUCCGAUGUCCGAUUUGUCGUGAGCACAUUGGAAUUCCAAGAGGAGGAGUUACAUCGUUUCCUCCGAGUUUCAUCGUCAACCAACUCUUGGACCUUAUGUCACAACAAAGGCGGGACGUUAUACCGAAAUGCUCCUCCCAUCCACAGCAAGAACUUUUGUUUUGUGAAACCUGUGAUUCUGUGUUUUGCACUCAGUGCACUGGCGGGGAGCAUAAUGGGAGGGGAGCAAGUGAGCAUACUGUGAUACCGUUCUCAAUCGCAAUCAAAAGAAUGUCAGAAAUUUUGCUGUAUAAGGCUCACUUAUGUAUCAAAAACUUAAACCAUGCUUAUGACAAUGUGUCCUCAGAAGUUCAAAAUUUGGAGUCAUCUGUAGAAAAAACUGUAGAAUUUAUCAACCGUUCCUUCCAAGAUCUCAUCGCUUCUGUUGAUAAACGACGUCAUGAAUGCUUACAAAAGGUUCGUAAAAUUCGGGAGGAUAAACGAAAGAUUCUCCGAGAACAACUAGAUUUGAUCCAGACUGAAAAGGAGAAAGUCCAAGCUGAAUGUGAUGGGCUUCAAUACCAAGUGGAGGUUAGAAACAUAACUAAAAAGAUCGGUGACUUGAAUGAGAAGUUAGAUACUACUACGUCACUUUCAGAACCAAGGGAAAACUCUUUCAUCAAAUAUGAGUGUAAACACAACAAUGCACAUAAAGACAUUUCAAAGGCUCUGACAGAAUUCGGUAGAAUCAAAGUAAGCACAACAUUUCCAUCCCUCUGUACAGGAAAAAUCGGAGAAGCAAUCACGCACUUAAAAUCUUCAGUCAAGGUCACAACAGUCGAUUACCAUGGCAACCCACGAACCAGUGGCGCUGAUCCAGUGACAGCAGAAGUGCGUACAGAUCGGGGUGAACUUGUCGAGUCAAAAAUCAGAGAUCAUGAGAAUGGAACCUAUGAAGUGCAAUAUGUGCCACCGAAAGCUGGCAAGAUCAAGGUUUUUGUCAGUAUCUUUAAUCGUCCAAUCAAAGGAAGCCCAUUUGUGAUAGAUGUUACUGAUCAUAAAGAUCCUGUGUGGAAAUUCGGAUCCCGAGGAUCUGGUGAGGAAAAAUUUGUUCAACCAGUCCGAGUUGUCACAGAAAAGGCUGGAAAUAUUUAUGUUCUUGACACGGGUAACAGUCGCAUCAAGGUCAUUAAUCCUAAAGGUGACUUUGUGGGACAUAUAGGUCCUAUAGGACUGGAAAAUCAGAGUGGAACUGGGCUGUCUUUGACACCAGAUGGUAAUCUGGCUGUGGUCAACUGGAGGACAAAGUACAUCACAGUGGUAACGAAAGAUGGGGAACUGGUCAAGAAGUUUAGUAACCCUGAUUUUACGGAACCAAUAGACAUUGCAGUCAACAGCAAAGGAGAGUUCAUUGUGGCCGACAACGGUGCCAAUAAAGUAUUCAUAUUUGACAGCAAUGGAAAACUCAACACCACGUUCGGAGGAAAAGGAGAUAAGGAAGGACAGUUCAAACUUAUGUGUGCAGUUGCUGUUGGCAAAUGUGAUGAAAUUCUAGUCGCUGACCAUAGAGUACAAGUGUUCAGCAAGGAUGGAAAGUUCUCUAGAGUCAUUCCUGAUCAAAGCAAAGGCCAGUUUGGUGGACUCAGUGUAGACGCAGGUGGCUUCAUUCUUGCUACAAAAACAGAAAAGGGGAAAAGCUUCAUCCAGGUUCUCAACUCCAGUGGAAAGUUGCAGUUUUGUAUUGAUAGUUUCCAUGACAAACUUCGACGACCAAGCGGCCUGGCUACGACCUCAGACCAUCAUGUCUUUGUUGUUGACCUCGGCAAUGACUGUCUGAAGAAGUACAGGUACAAGUAAUGCAGGUUGCAAUAAUAGUGAACCUAGUCAUGUCAUAUCCAGCCAAUUAACGGUUACCCCCGAAACUAAAAUGGACUGUUCUGUCUGACGUUUCCAUGGAAAUUAUCAAAAUGUAGUGUUAAUUCUUACUAAAAAUGGAUCAACUUCAAAAAAGGAGGACCUGUUGUGAUAAUUUAGUGUUUCCAUGGCAAUCCAGCAAGGACUAGCAGCUAUGAUUCUUGAUUUAAAUAUCACCAAUUUAUUUCACCACACUGAAACCAGACUAUUUACCAAAUAUGUGUGUUACAAUUUACAUAUAUAUCUCCUUUAGGAGCCAAAUUUUUAAUCUAGCUUACCACUGGUAACCAGACUGUGCACAUGGUUCUAAGAACUAAGACCGCAAAAGGAUAUUGAAAUCCAUCAUUCCAGAAUUCAAAGGAUCUGCUUUCAUAUCUUCACUGAAUGACCUGCAAUGUUUUAUAUACAAAUGUAUUCCAGGUGCAGUUCCAUCUGUCUUAGUGAGAAAAGCAGAAAACACUUCAAUCAUGGGAAUCAAAAAUGUCUGAAAAAAAUAACAACAACAGCAACAACAACCCCAAAAAAAGAUGACUCUUUUAUAAGUGUACCAAGAAAACAAGGUUACUUCUAAAAAAAAAAAUAAGAUUUUUCAAUUUAUGAUCGAAUUUUGAUAUUUCAGUUUGCUUUUAAAUUCCUCUUGAAAAUACAUGUUUUGUUUACUGUAUAAACAACUGUUAUUUACAGGUAUUACUUUGAGCCCAUUCCAUAUAAAGCAUCAGGAAAUUGAAAUAUUCAUUUGACCUUCAUGUACUGUUGAAAAAUCAUUUAACCUACUCUGUAUCAACACUAAUCCAUAAAAGGUCAUGUUUUGCAUUGCUUGCCACCAGAUUUCAAUUUAUAUACAUGUAUACACUUUUUUUUUUUUUUUUUUUACAUUUUUCAGAAAAAAAAUUCACCAGUAAUAGAUAACAAAUAACAGGUGUCUAGGCUUAAACAUGUCUCAUAUAGUAUAGAAAAUCUCACAUUACAACCAUUUUGAAACCACAUACACGUACAGGCUAGUAGACUAGACAACAUCUCAGACCAGGUUUUAAACAACGCGUAGCUGAAUCAACUUUCACAGGAUAAUACUUUUUUCCCUCUAAUGCGAUAUGAUCACCGAUUUGAUCUGUUUUCACUGUGAUUUUAUCACCUUCUCAACAUACUGACUUUCCACCUUAGUGUUUAUAAAAUUAUACUUCAGCCAAAAUAGUCCUUUGAACUUACUACCGUCUCGUACACAUGUACCUCUAUGCUAAUAUACAUCAUAUUGGUCAUAUUGUCUCAUGAAGGUAACGAUAACUUAGUUAUUGAAACAUCAUACAUAAUUUCCUAACUAGUUGUCAUAUAAGAAUGUCCAUUCAAUUUGUCACCAACAAGGCACUGAUAUCCCUGACCAAUGAGCUUCCGACUUAGCUGGCUUAACACAUUUUUCAAAUAGAAAUUUUUCCUUGGGGAAAAAAUUGCAAAUUAAAAUAACAAUUCAAGAUAAUACAUCUCAUAAUAUGACAACCAAAAAUUCAUAAAACUUUUGAAAUAUUUCAUGAUGUAAAGCAUUUUGCUGAGAAUAAAGAUUUUUUCAAUA
Ylistrum balloti is the source of this 3681-nucleotide messenger RNA. RefSeq names its product tripartite motif-containing protein 2-like. Bases 30 to 2060 code for a protein of 676 amino acids. Gene Ontology annotation, molecular function: protein binding; zinc ion binding. The transcript has 3 exons. The record is from RefSeq and is a predicted model, not a curated record. NCBI's taxonomy places the organism in Eukaryota, Metazoa, Mollusca, Bivalvia, Pectinida, Pectinidae.